This is a messenger RNA of Aureobasidium pullulans EXF-150, 2706 nucleotides long. RefSeq lists its product as uncharacterized. NCBI's taxonomy places the organism in Eukaryota, Fungi, Ascomycota, Dothideomycetes, Dothideales, Saccotheciaceae. The coding region runs from base 1 to 2706 and encodes 901 amino acids. The record is from RefSeq and is a predicted model, not a curated record. The transcript has a single exon. Gene Ontology annotation, molecular function: S-adenosylmethionine-dependent methyltransferase activity.
AUGGCGACAUACGUUCUACCGACAACGGUCUAUCAGCCACCUCCGCAGGUUCGGAGGGAGGCUAGAGUUACCUUGAUUGAAGACGAGCUUCAAGUCAACAUACCUCCGUAUCAUUAUCCUUCAAAGCUUAUGAUUACCUCACCUAUGUCGGAUGACAUGCCCACCCCACGCGGAUUGGCUGCUACCAUCACACCGGCGACAGAUGCCACAUCUGUAGUCUCGUCGAUGUGGAGUCAUCGCAGUUCCAAUUCGAGCUUUGACAGUCUCUACGACCUCACAGACAGCGAGGGCGAAGAGGUACCUUUGAAGCUUUCUGCAUCUGUCAAGAAGCAUGUCGUCGACAAAGAACGUAGCAGGUACCCCUCUCUUGUCAUACCUUCUCCUAGUCAAUGGCCGUCUAUCCACAAGCCACAACCUUCGCACGCCAUUGGUUUGUCGCCUGCUUCUAAACUUGCUUCUCCAUCGGCUUUCUCGGUAUGGCAAGCUCAAAGAUUCCGAGUACCUAGUGGCACUUCAACUCCUUCUCUGGACGGAAGCUUGACUUCGGAGGAGCUUGCCCUUUCCAGUUGUCCUUCUACGCCCGACUUGUCUUCUCGCGAGGAGAUUGUCAAUGAGUGGGAGCCACCAUGUCAACUGCAUCCUGAUGCAUUUGAGACGUUGCACCAGCUCAGUCCGGAAGAGGCACAGAAUGAGAUUGUCGAAAGAGUCAUCGAGGUCCCUGAAGAAGCUGCUCAUGAGAUGAAGGAGAUUAUCAAGAGUACGCCAGUCCGUCUUGACUUUGCACUUCUUUCUGUCAAUCCCGAUGAGCCGCAAUACCAAGAUCCAGUAUCUGCUUUGAGUGUACCAUCUCCAGGCGGUUUUUUCUCAUCUUUGGCUCCAGUGGCGGCGCAAACUUGGGCAAUUCGCACGCCAGAACCAUCAACAAGCGUUGCAGAAAACUUCUACGGCGUUCCAUGGCGCGCGGCCUAUUCAAGUGAGCAACGCACAACAAUUGUCACUGCGCUUUCACCGACAAAUCGCGGACCACCAACGGCCAUCAAAGACGUCUUUUCUCCCAUUGAUCGGGAAGUUGAAAUUGCAGAAAUCACCGACGUAUGUCAAGCUCCUUCCGAGUACAACGAAGAGUAUCAGGAGAAACUAAAACAAUCAGCGUUGGCGCACUUUGAACGCACAAAGGGUUGGUUAGACGAUCAGUUCACCAUGCUUCCCAAGGUUGUCGUUAAAGAGAUGGUACCAUCGACUCCCAAGAUGGCCAAUUCGCCCGCCGUCACGGUCUCUGCCGACUGCAGUCCGUCGAAGAAGUCCGUCAGGUUUGCGCCUGAGGCUAGCUCGCCGAGCACGUCGAUGAGCACUGGCUUCUCUGCGCCUUAUCCUGGGCUUUCUUCUGUCACUGCCCCGGCCGACAAUGUCAACACCUUGACUGAUACCGACACCAUCUUCCUUGACGGUUUCAACUCAACCAUGGAGCGCACUCAGUCCAACGACGUCUUCAUCCAUCGCCAGACGCGCCUGGAGUCAACUCACACUCAGCGCCGCAACUUCUCAGCCGCUUACUGCAGAGCGCUCGCCGAUGAGUACGAGAUCUCUCAGCCUAGACGUCCUACCUCAACUCGCCCAAUCUCGACCAUGCUUCCUGCUCCCAGCCCUGAAGAUGACGAGACAAGAGAGACCAUCGCAGCUGUCGAGCGCGAGCGUCAAGCCCUCGAGCAAGUCACCCUCGCAACCUGGGAACUCGAAGCCCUCUCCUACAUCCGCAAGGGCCUUCUCGUCAAGGAGGUAGAAGCUCACAUCAAGAGCAUUACCUCGGCCGAAAUCCUUGACUUUGGCGGCAAGCCCAACUGCGACUGGGGCUGGAAGAUCGCAACCGAUCACCCCAACACCAAAGUAUGCACUGCUUACCUCGGCACCCGCGACAUCCUCACCGGCCCUGGCAACCAUACUGCCAUCGAGCUGGAAAAGCCAUUCGCUCUCCCUUUCGCCGACAACACUUUCGAUCUCAUCUCAGCACGUAGCCUGCACUCGCUCCUCAAGACCGACGAGAUCGCCUUGACGCUCACCGAACUCCAUCGUGUUCUCAAACCCAAAGGUUAUCUCGACUUCUGCCUCCUCGACGCCCUCCUCAUCAAUGUUUCCUCUGGCUCUUGGGGCCAAGUGAUGAACGCAGAGUUUGGACAUAAGCUCCAACAACGUGGUUACGAGCGCGAACCCACAAAGCACUUCCAAACCCGUCUUUCCCACGCCGGAUUCCACUCCAUCAAGCGCAUGUGGAUGUUCCUGGGAAUGUCUGAUGUCUGCCCCAUCUGGACUGAUGCAGGCAAACUCUCCGCCCCAGAAGCACCUACCAAGCCUUUGCCAUCCCUCCCCGGUUCUGCCAAACUCCCCUCUCGUGGUAAGAGCAUGCCUAAAUCUACAGGCACGAUUCACCAUCAAGUUCAAAUCAGAGAUGCAGAGGGAAAUGCACUGUUGGGUCCUGAUGGCAAGCCUGCUUACUAUCCUCCUGCGUUCACCGGCAGUACUGAGGCUGUGGCUCCUGUUACUGGUCUACUCGGAGCCAGGAUGUGGGAACAGUGGGUUUACAAACUGGCUAGGGAGAUGGGUGGAUUGCAGAGUGAAGCUCAAAUGUUGGAGCAGGUUUGUGGUGUGCUUGAAGAGGGUGGAAGAAUGGGAAGUGGAUUUGGUUGUUUGAUGGGUGUGGCUAGGAAGUGA